ACACACAGAGCCGAGCGAGCGAGCGAUCGAGUCGAGCAUUCGCUAGAACUCGGCCCCUCUGCAGCUCGUAUAGCGUAGCAGUCCGACAAGGUCCGUGUUCGCCGCGCGGCGCUCUCUCAGUUCUGCUCCGAGCUGCGGUUCAAUCGUGCGGUGGUGCAGUCGCCAGUCCUAACCUUAACCGUCGGUCUGUGACGCGCGCACGCGUGUGUGAGUGAACGCAGGAGAGAGAGAGAGAGAAAGAGAGAGAGAGAGACAGGACAAUCGGAGCACCGCACCGGAGGACUUCCUCCUCGACGACGACGACGACGACGACGACGACGAGGACCAGCAGCAGUGGGAGAAGCCCCGAGGGCAGUAGCAGCAGCAGCAGUAGCAGACGCCACCUGGCGGUACCGCCUGGGACGCUCCUCUCGUUCUCUCUCUCCGCGGAGCCGCUGCUGGCGAGAGAAGAAGACACGACGGUCCCCGAGUUGCUGCUUCGCUGAGAAUCCGAGAAGACGAAGGACUCGGAGGAGUAGCCAUGGCUUCCGUGAGGGACACGGCGACCUUUUUCGCCGAGGGCACGGCCAGCCAGUUCGAGCACGUCCUCAAGCUCUAUCCCCAAGCGCUGAGACUCAAGGCCGAGAACCACAAGUCCAAGAAACCCGAGGAGCUCAUCAAGCUCGACAACUGGUACCAAAAUGAACUUCCGAAGAAGAUCAAAUCCCGUGGCAAGGACGCCCACUUAAACCACGAGGAAUUGUGCCAGACCAUGAAGUGGAAACAAAUCCGCGGCAAGUUCUACCCGCAAUUGUCCUACCUGGUCAAGGUAAACACACCAAGGGCGGUUAUGGCCGAGACAAAGAAGGCGUUCAAGAAGCUGCCAAACCUGGAGCAGGCGAUCACCGCGUUGUCGAAUCUGAAGGGCGUCGGCACGACGAUGGCCUCGGCACUGCUCGCUGCCGCUUCGCCCGAGAACGCACCCUUCAUGGCCGACGAGUGCCUCAUGGCCAUUCCCGAGAUCGAGGGCAUUGACUAUACCACCAAGGAGUAUCUCAACUUCGUGCAGCACAUUCAGACCACUGUCGAGAGGCUCAACAAACAAAACACAAACGGCACGAAGUGGAGUCCGCACCAAGUGGAGCUCGCCUUGUGGACGCACUACGUGGCUUCGGAGCUGAAGCCUCAGUUGCUCGAGGGUAUCCCAGAAGGCAACGGUGACGCGGCACCACCUGCCACGGAGAACGGCAACUCGCACGCGGCGAGCAACGGCGAGGGCGCUGCCGCUGCCGCGGCCUCCGACGACAGCAACCAGGAGUCCGCGGUGACUACCGCCACGACGACUGUGCCGAACCUGUCGGCGGAUAACAACGGCAAGAUUUCCAACGGCAAGGCCUCCGAACCCGCGGCCAGUCUCGACGAAAACAGCACCACGACCUCCUUCACAGAGGACUCGCUCGACAAGCCUGCCACUCCCGUCAGUGCAACCACAACGCCUGCCGCGGCGCUCAAUGCCGAGGAAAACACUAACGACUCGCUGCCAACUAACGAGGACAGUAGCAACCAGGAUGCCGCGACCCCCAGGCCGACGGACGAGAGUGGCGAGGAUCUUGGUACUGAGGAGGACUCCUCGCAGGACUCAGUCCAGGAGCCGCCCGCGAAAAAGAGCAAGAAGUGACCUGCCCCGGCCCCUGGCCCCCAAGAUCCCGCGGGACGACGACCGCCUGCUCUUAGCUCAGCGGCCGAGCUACUCGACUAUUCUCAACACUAGCCGCGCACGGAGAGGGAGACACGCAUUCAGAUAGACGGAGAGAGAGGACUCUUUUUUAGCCUGCCUGACGAGAACAAAAAAUGCGAGAGGACGAUGAUGAAAUGAUGAUUAUGAUUGCAAGACGACGAGAAACACGGGGCUUAGAGCGCGCCGCACUGUUGACAGUGCGACCGACUCUUCUCUUCUGUUCAUCUUCUUUUUUUUUUUUUUUAAACUGUAUACCGCGUCGGUGGAUUUGUAUACGCGACAAGCCCGAGGACGAAGCAAACAGAACUCUGCGUCGCGCGUUUUCUUUCUUCUUCGCCGCCGCUGCCGCAGUCUCCUCCGACACCUGCUUCUUGUUCUCCACUCUGGACAUCCCUGAAGGGUGGCGGCCUCGAGCUGACGAUUGACGCCGCCACUUUUCCCUCGUCACCUGUUCUCCGCUGACAGAGACGUAAGCAGGGAAGAAAGGAGAGGCGGAGGGAAGGAGAGCGCGAGAGAGUGAGCAGCGCACUGUGUAAAGAUAGACCCUGCGACGACAAAGGCGGUGUCGCGCUGAUUAUUGCGAUAAUAUUAAAGUAAUUAAUAAUAACGAUAAUCUUAAAUACUACCGAAUCAUUACCAUAAUUUAUAUACCUAAAGACGGGAGAGAGGUAGUAAGAAAGAGAGUGAGAGCGUCAUGAGAGAAUGUCGGAGCGAGAGAGGAAGCGAGAAAAGCCGAAAAUGACACAAAAAAAGUAAAAUAAGUAAACACGUUGCACGUCGGAGUGUGUUGCAUAAAGCAAACCAAAUACCUUGUAAGUAAACAUUUAGAAGCAGAAGUAAAUAUGGUAAAUAUUAUAGCUGAUGACGAGAUGAGAAAGAGUAAGCAAGGCGCGCGUGUGAGGGUGGUUUCGAGGCAAAAGUAGAAAUAUCUAUCGGGCAUAAAAGAGACGACGGACCUGCGUUGAUUACGAAGACGACGAAAAUGAAAAAAAUCACACACAAACACUGUCGAAGUUUCUUCUGUACAGGGAUUCAACUAGUAUUUUUGCAUAAUGUCUAAAUGCGAGGAGAGUUUGAGCGUUUGUCUGUGCGCGUGAAUGCGGCGAGAGAAUGACUCGAACAGACAAAAAGAGGAUAAAAGCAGAUGUAGUACACAAUAACGAUUUAAAGUACACAUAUAAAUAUAUAUAAUAGGAGAAAGAGAAGCAAGUGAGUUGCACGGUGUGCGUCUGAGCCGACGAGCGAAUGAGGAGAGCGGUCGUUCUCGAGUUUUAUAAAUAUACAUGCUGCAUAUUAUAUAUAUUUGUAAUUUAGUGAAAAAAAAUAACACGAACACACGUCGGUCGAUGAGAUGCACAAGCCGAGAUACAUUCACAAAGACACGCCGACACCGAUAACCGUUGUAAUAAGAGUAGACGAGGAAUGCAAGAAAGUGCUUUUUCCGCGGCGGGAAGGAAGACUCAGCGUCGUACACGCGUAUAUAUUAUAAUUAUGCUACGAAACGAACUCUCUGUCGCUCGUCUCGCGCGUACACUCGCACACGGAUUAUCAAUUAUAAAUAUAUAUUUAUUUAGAGCCUAAUUUAUUUCGAGCGGUCGAGCCUCCCUCUCCUUUGAUUCGUCUCGAGCCUUGAUUUUUGCGUUUUUUUUCCUGCGAAGUCGCGCAGUUGCUUCAAGAAGGAAGCAGAGUAUCAAUUUAGUUCUUAGUUUUUGUCUUUUACUAUGUAGUAACGUUUAUAACACGCCCCCCACUGUGUAUCGCAUUGUUCUCCCCUUCUUACCCUCCGUUUAUUCUUUGCUCAAUUAACCGAUUAAUUGAUUUAAUUAAUUAGACUACUUCGUUCUCGUGCAUGCGCGUGUGCAUGCAAAACAUUCCAAGUCUCUCGUCUUUGUUUUUCUGUAUGAUUUCUCUCCGCCAACCACACUUCCCUUUUUUGUAUGGCAAUACCAGCCCCCCCCCCUCCCCCCUUGUAUCACUAAGAUUAACAUUAUCGCUCGCUUGCUUGUGCACACUUGGUUCCUCUCGAGUGCGUGUAUAUGUACAGGAACGCAAGAAAAUUCGUUGUCCUCUGUCUUUCUUUUGUUUUUCUAUUAUGACUACUACAACGAUUAUGUAACGUUGCAUAUGUAAUACCCGCGGCACACGGCGCGCUUUUUUUCUACUUUGUAUGCGAAAGGCGGCGAAGGAGGAGAUAGAGAGAGAAUUUUCGUGCGGCAAGAACACACAAGACACAAGACACAUACACACACACAUGCGAACACACGAGUAUAGAGAUAAUGUUAGCGAGCAGCGUCGUAAAAAUGUGAGAGGAGUUUUUAUCAAGUGAAUUAUAAGACAGAAAGCAAAGUGCGGAGUGUAGCGAAAGUGAAAAAACAAAAACAAAGAAAAAAAAUAAUUCAUAGAGAAGCGAGAAGACACACAACGCCGCCCCAACCCGCCUCUAAGACUCGCUUGUUCUCCAAGUGACUUUUUGCACGGAUGCUCCGACGAUUGAAGUAAAUAAACGCAAAAUAAAUGUAUGAACAAAAAACCAAAAAA
Molecule: messenger RNA, 4255 nt
Organism: Nasonia vitripennis (jewel wasp)
Lineage: Eukaryota; Metazoa; Arthropoda; Insecta; Hymenoptera; Pteromalidae
Gene: Amun
Exons: 4
Coding region: 521-1657 (378 amino acids)
Source: RefSeq, a predicted model, not a curated record